Messenger RNA from Nyctereutes procyonoides (raccoon dog), 683 nucleotides. Its product is annotated as ras-related protein Rab-13-like. The record is from RefSeq and is a predicted model, not a curated record. Lineage: Eukaryota; Metazoa; Chordata; Mammalia; Carnivora; Canidae. The coding region runs from base 9 to 620 and encodes 203 amino acids. Gene Ontology annotation, biological process: protein localization to plasma membrane; protein secretion; regulation of exocytosis. Gene Ontology annotation, molecular function: GTP binding; GTPase activity. Gene Ontology annotation, cellular component: endosome; plasma membrane; trans-Golgi network transport vesicle. The transcript has a single exon.
UGUCCGCCAUGGCCAAAGCCUACGACCACCUCUUCAAGUUGCUGCUCAUCGGGGACUCGGGCGUGGGCAAGACCUGUCUCAUCAUUCGCUUCGCCGAGGACAGCUUCAACAACACCUACAUCUCCACCAUUGGAAUUGACUUCAAGAUCCGCACUGUGGAUGUAGAGGGGAAGAAGAUCAAGUUGCAGGCCUGGGACACAGCUGGCCAGGAGCUAUUCAAGACAAUAACUACUGCAUAUUACCAUGGAGCCAUGGGCAUUAUCCUCGUAUAUGACAUCACAAAUGAGAAAUCCUUUGAGAAUAUCCAGAACUGGAUGAAAAGCAUCAAAGAGAAUGCCUCAGCUGGGGUGGAGCGCCUGCUUCUAGGGAACAAGUGUGACAUGGAGGCCAAGAGAAAGGUGCAGAAGGAGCAGGCCAUCAAGCUGGCUCGGGAGCAUGGAAUCCGAUUCUUUGAGACAAGUGCCAAAUCCAGCACGAAUGUGGAUGAGGCUUUCAGUUCCCUGGCCCGGGACAUCCUGCUCAAGUCAGGAGGCCGGAGAUUGGGAAACAGCCAUAAGCCCCCCGGCACUGACCUGAAACCCUGUGAUAAGAAGAACACCAGCAAGUGCUCCCUCUGCUGAGGACCCUAGGCCCAGAGGCUGAACCUCAGGGAGGCAGGGCUAUGGGUGGGCAGGGGAGAAACA